AGAGUACUAGUUUAGUUCACAGCGAUAGCUAUUCACGCCGCAUGUUCACUUCGCUACAGAGAAAAGAUCUAUCAUAUAAUUUUUUAUCAUUUCAAAACUUUUUCCAAAAUGCAACACGGAAAUCCAGUGGAUAAAAGCGACUUUGUGUUGUCAAAUGAACAACGAAUCGAAGAAUUGAACAUUGCUGCGGCUUUCGCAAAAUUGCCAAAAGGGCAAAAGUUGUACGCUCAUUACUAUAGCCAGGCAUCUCGAUAUAUGGGUAUGGUGGCAUUGUUUCAAUGCAGCCCGGAAGCACCGUUGAUUCAUUCAUUGUUUCAUCGCAUCUUUAGAGUACAAGCCGUUGAAGACCUAAGGGCUGCUGCAUUUAAAGCUGGCGUUAGUAAUGAUGACUUUGAGGCAUUUUUGGUUUAUGUAGUCGGUUUCUUUGCAAAUAACGGCAACUACAAAGGUAUGGGUGAUACCAAAUUCGUUCCAAAUCUCGAUGUGAGUCAAUUCAAGUUGAUUAUCAAAACGAGUCAAGCGUUCAAAAAAGAUCACAUGGUCUCAGAUUUGUGGGAUAGGUGUAAAAAACCAAUUUUCUACUUGACCGAACGCACCAAGUCUAUUGGUCUUGCUAACGAAGGGAUCACCACAUAUUUUUCCGAGAAUUGUACAAAAUUGGAUUCGGAUCGUAUCACAGAUUUUCUACAAGCGAAGAAUAUAAUCCCUUACAAUACCCGCGCAUUUAAAAUCGAAGAUAAAGGCAAAGUUACAUAUCACAUUAAAUUGGGAGCGUUCAAAAAAGCAGAAAAUAUGGCGGAAGUAUAUAAGGGCAACACAUUCAUCGUUUCACGCGGUGAUUAUAGUCCGUUAUUAGAACUGGUCAACAAGAAUUUGGCUAAAGCAAAAGACUAUGCCCAAAAUGUUCAAUUAAGAGUGGUUGGACAUUACAUAGAUCAUUUUCGCCACGGUAAAAUUGGGAGUCACAAAGAAGCUACCACAUUUUGGUUGGAAGAUUCAGAAAAGCCUGUCGAAACAUAUUUGGGAUAUAUUGCACCAUAUCGUGAUCCAGCAGGCAUUCGUGCUGAAUAUAAUGGUCUGGUGGCGAUGUCGAACUCCGAUAAAUCGGAAAAACUAUCCAAAUUGGCUAAUAAUGCUAAGCAUUUCCUUCAAACAUUGCCAUGGCCCGCACAGUUUGAAAAGGACACAUUUAUUAAUCCAGAUUUUGCAGUAGUUGAUGUAUUGACAUUCGAUGGCUCCGUCGUUCCAUCGGGGCUCAGUAUCCCGCCUUAUGAAGAUAUUCGUCAAAAUUACGGAUUCAAAAAUCUGUCGCUGGAUAAUGUCCUCACUGCCAAUAUAUAUAGACCUGAAGAUGAAAUUCAAUUUUUGUCCGAUGAAGAUCAAGAUUUGAUGAAAGCUUAUCAACUUAUUGCACAAGAGGUUCACGUUUGUUUACAUGAGGUGCUGGGCCAUGGAAGUGGAAAAUUGUUAAUCGCCGAUGAAGAUGGAAAGCUCAACUUCGACGUGUUCCUCACUCAAAAUCCAUUAAACCACGAACUGAUAAAAACAUGGUACGAGAAGGGUGAAACAUUUGUUAUGAAAUUUGGUUCGAUUAGCUCUCCUUACGAGGAGUGUCGAUCUGAAGCAGUUGCUUUGCACCUCAGUUUAUAUCGGAACGUCUUGAGCAUUUUUGACAUAACUGAGGAUGAUGAGGUUGACAACGUUACUUAUGUAAUUUGGUUGCGUAUGGUGUGGAUGGGUUUGACGGCUUUAGAAUUCUAUGAUCCGACGAAUCAGAAAUGGUUACAAGCCCAUAGUCAAGCACGUUAUGUUCUGUUGCAAGUACUUAUGGAGGCCGGCAAUGAUUUCGUUCGCAUCAAAGAAACAGAAGAUGGAAGGAACUUGCGGAUCACGGUUGAUCGCACAAAAAUCAAAUCAACUGGUCGCCGGGCUAUUCAUGAUUUUCUUUUGAAACUACAAAUAUACAAGUCAACGGCUGACGUCGUCCAUGGAACCGCUAUGUUCAAUGAUUACGCGAAAGUGACUAAUGAUAGCGAACCGUAUACAUGGGAAAAUUGGCGUGAAAUCGUAAUGGCACACAAAAAACCAAAAACCAUUCUUCUUCAAUCCAACACCGAACUAAAAGGUAAUGAAAUGGGUGGUGAAAUGGGUGGUGAGGUGAUAUUGAAAUCAUACGAGCCCACAUUGACUGGUUUUAUUGAGUCAUGCGUUGAUCGCUUUCGUUCCGACGACAAAAUAUUGCAGAUUAUUGAAGAACUUUGGAUAGAUUACAGAGAUUAUUGGCCAACUUUAACCAGAUUAAAUUAAGACUUCCAUCAUUUUGAAAAUAGAAACAUGAAAAUAUUCGAGAGAAGAGCGAAAAUCAAAUUUACAAUCGAUAUCAAUCUGAAAUCAUUAAUGAAACUAUAUGUUUGCAAAAUAUUUGGGAUUUUAUAUCGUUCGUGUUAUUUUAUGAAGGUUUAGAGCAUGAAUCGAUCGAUCACAAAAUAUUUUGUAUUUCGUUUAAUUUGAAAAAAAAAAAAAAAAUUCUUUUUAUCACUUUUUUAAUUUUAUCUUUAAGUCGAAAUUUCUUAUAAAAAUGGCAUGUAAAAUUUCAGCAAAAUAAUAAUAAUUGUUAAUCUCAACCCGUAA
Molecule: messenger RNA, 2631 nt
Organism: Contarinia nasturtii (swede midge)
Lineage: Eukaryota; Metazoa; Arthropoda; Insecta; Diptera; Cecidomyiidae
Product: dipeptidyl peptidase 3-like
Exons: 9
Coding region: 109-2307 (732 amino acids)
Biological process (GO): proteolysis
Cellular component (GO): cytoplasm
Molecular function (GO): metalloexopeptidase activity; dipeptidyl-peptidase activity
Source: RefSeq, a predicted model, not a curated record